Pseudonaja textilis is the source of this 1722-nucleotide messenger RNA. The record is from RefSeq and is a predicted model, not a curated record. NCBI's taxonomy places the organism in Eukaryota, Metazoa, Chordata, Lepidosauria, Squamata, Elapidae.
UCUCAUUUUCCAUAUUAGUUUAAUUCUCUAAUUUUAAUUUUAGAUCGGAUAUAAUUCAUCAUAAUUGACAUGAAUAACAGUGUGAAAGAAAAUAUUUACAAUGCAUUGAUGGAACUCACUGAGAACCAAUUUAAACUUUUUAAAUGGUGGCUAAAUUAUAUUGGAUAUAAUGGAAAGAAAAACAUUCCUAAAAUUUCACUGGAGGAAGCUGAUCAUCAAGACGUUGUAGACCUCUUGUUUCAAUAUUAUGGAGAAGAUGCUCUAGAGGUGUGCAUUGAUGUCCUUAAAAAAUGCAACAGAAAUGAUCUUGCAAAAACACUUGAAGAAGCUGAACAGAAAGUUGCAGAUGUUGAUGCUCACCAACAUUCAUCAGAAUACAGAAGCUACAUUAAAGAUAAUUUUGCAAUGAUCAAGGAUCCUAAUGCUGUUCCUGGUGAAUAUGUGUUCCUCAACCAGAGAUACUCAAAGCUAAUCAUCCUAGAUUAUCACCCAUCUAAAAAGGAGAGAGCAGAUGAAAUUCUGGCAAUGGGAAGGAAACAUGCUGAAAUCAUCAGUAAACGAGCUAAGUCUUCAACCAGCAUUGAAGCAUUAUUUAACCCUGAUAAAAAUGGAUUCAUUCCACAAGUUGUUGUGUUACAGGGAGCUGCAGGAUUUGGAAAAACCAUAACGGCCCAAAAAAUUAUAUUUGAUUGGGCUUCUCAACAACUUUACCAGGACAAAUUUAAUUAUGUUUUCUAUAUUUGCUGUAGAAAGAUGAAUGUCCAUGCAGAGUCAGAGGAGAGUAGCAUUGCAGAGAUAAUUUCAGAAGAAUGGCUCAAGUGUCAUGAAUCCAAAAAUGUUAUUCGAAACAUACUGAAGAAUGAAGAGAAGCUUCUGUUCAUAAUUGAUGGGUUUGAUGAAUUAAGGUAUUCCCUUGAUCAGCCUGAAAACUACCUUUGCACUGAUCCCUGGAAAAAGGAGCCAGUGAGAAUUCUUUUGAUCAGUUUGUUUAAAAAAAAGCUUCUUCGUAAAUCUUCUCUUAUAAUCACAACAAGACCAGCUGCUUUGGAGAAACUCCAUCAAUAUUUAAAGUGCCCAUGUAAUGUUAAAAUAUUUGGGUUUUCCGCAAAGGAGAGACAAGAAUAUUUCUAUAAUUUUUUUGAAAAUGGAGACCAAGCAACUCAAGCUCUCAAAUUUGUGAAACAAAAUGAUACUCUCUUCACCAUGUGUGUCAUUCCCCUUGUGAGUUGGAUCAUCUGCACAGUGAUGAAGCAGGAGAUGGAGAGAGGCAAGGAUUUUCAGAAGACACCAUACACUCUUACUGCAAUCUAUAUGCUGUAUUUCUCCAGUUUGUUAAAGUUUCACCAUAAAGAAGUCAAACAGGAUGUCCAAUCCAAUGUGAAAGGUUUAUGCUUUUUGGCUGCAGAAGGAGUCAGGAAACAGAAAAUAUUUUUUAAGGAGGAAGAAGUCACUCUAAAUCAGAGAGACUUCCUUUCCCUUUUUCUGAAUGAAAGCAUCUUCAAAAGGGGCAUUGGUUGUAUUAAAUCCUACAGUUUCGUUCACUUAAGCUUCCAGGAGUUUUUUGCUGCUUUGUUUUUGGUUCUGUCCACUUCUACUUUUCUGAAGUACAUUGUUAACUAUAAGAACAAUAAAAAAGUUCCUUCAUAUUUCACAGUUGUAAGUAAGGUGAUCAAAUGGGAGCUUCACUUAAUGGCUAUCACAACUUUUGGCUGUAAUGGAUAG